Phymastichus coffea is the source of this 487-nucleotide messenger RNA. RefSeq lists its product as uncharacterized. Gene Ontology annotation, molecular function: odorant binding. The transcript has 5 exons. The record is from RefSeq and is a predicted model, not a curated record. NCBI's taxonomy places the organism in Eukaryota, Metazoa, Arthropoda, Insecta, Hymenoptera, Eulophidae. The coding region runs from base 7 to 435 and encodes 142 amino acids.
GCAACUAUGAAAUUUUUCAGUGCCAUUAUGCAGUGGUCGUACUUUGGAAUUUUGAAUUUUUUCCUGUCUAUUGGAGUCUUACAGGCCAUUAAGAAAAUACAUGACCCAGAUAACAAUAUUCGUGAACAUGUAGAAGAUUGUCUUGCUGACAACGGACUCAACAUAAGCAUUUUGGGCAUCGAUAAAAUCGAGGAUCUCAAUGAAAAAUCAUUCGAAAAUCUUAAAGAUAUAGCCAAGGACAUUCGAAAUUGUUUUGUAGCUUGCGUUUAUAAAAAAAAAGGAAUUAUAACACCGGAAGGAACUCUCGCGGAGCCUGUUUUUCGAGCAGACCCAAACAAGAAAUUUACAACGACUUUCGAUGAUGCAAUUAACGCGUGUAGAGGUGAAAAGAACUUUUGUAGACUAGGAGGCUGCUUGUAUGGAGUAUACUUUUAACUGUAACUCAUUUAGUUGCUAAACGAACAAUAGUAAAAUUAGACUAUUCAUG